Messenger RNA from Solanum tuberosum (potato), 792 nucleotides. RefSeq names its product putative F-box protein PP2-B12. The record is from RefSeq and is a predicted model, not a curated record. The transcript has 3 exons. Gene Ontology annotation, molecular function: protein binding. NCBI's taxonomy places the organism in Eukaryota, Viridiplantae, Streptophyta, Magnoliopsida, Solanales, Solanaceae. The coding region runs from base 1 to 792 and encodes 263 amino acids.
AUGAAUUCUUCCAACUUCAUUGCUCCAAUGGAUUAUUUUGAAAGCUUGUCAGAAGGUUGCAAAUUUGAAAUCAUUUCAAAAACAACUUCAACAGAUGCAGUAAGAUCAAUAAUUUUAUCCAAAGGAUUCAAAUUUGUUGCUGAAUUAGAUGAAAUUUGGAGAAGAUUUUUGCCCCGUGAUUAUCAAGAAAUAAUUGAUAGAUCUGAGUUUCCUCUUGUUUGCAACACCAAAAAGGAGCUCUUUUUCCGUUUGUGUGAUUCUCCCAUUCUCCUUGAUGGAGGCAAACUGCAUAGUGGGAAGAAGUGUUUUAUGAUAGCACCGAGAGAGCUCAUAAUUUUAGAUAGUGAUGAUGAAUUCUCUUGGCAAUGGGGUGCACGCCGCGAUUCCAGAUUCUCUGAAGUGGCAUAUCUUAUCAUUGGGAAUCAAUUGGAUAUUUGUGGAACAAUAGGCACAGAAAUGUUGUCACCAAAGACAAAAUAUAAUGCUUAUUUGGUGUUCAAGUUGGUAAAUAUGUGUGAUUAUAGACUUGAAUAUGCUAAAUCAAGUAUUAGGUUUGUUAAUUAUGAGAGUGAAACUGAUACUGAAAAUCAGGACAACAUUGUGCACCUUCCAAGAUUGCAAGAAAGUGGGAAUAUCCCAAAAAUGAGAGGAGAUGGAUGGAUGGAAGUAAAAUUGGGAUAUUUUGAUAGCAAGAAAGGGAUUGAAGGUCUUGUUGAAGCAAGACUAUUUGAGAUGAAUCAUACUUACAAAGGUGGACUCAUUGUUGAAGGAGUCGAGUUUCGUCCAAAAUGA